Messenger RNA from Lytechinus pictus (painted urchin), 2723 nucleotides. RefSeq lists its product as uncharacterized. NCBI's taxonomy places the organism in Eukaryota, Metazoa, Echinodermata, Echinoidea, Temnopleuroida, Toxopneustidae. The coding region runs from base 1 to 1014 and encodes 337 amino acids. The record is from RefSeq and is a predicted model, not a curated record. The transcript is spliced from 3 exons.
AUGAUUUCCCGGCCAUCUCCUACAGCUGCAUCCGGUACAGCCAACCAAUCAUCAGCAUCUGCUUCCGUCACAACACAACGCUCGUCUCCUACACCUACUGCUUCUGGUACAGCCACAUCUGCUUCUCCUAGUAGAGCCAUUCAGUCAUCUUCUCCAUCAGCUGCUGAUGGUACAAGCCCACUUUAUCCCCACUCUCCACCUCCAGAAUCAGGACAUGUAAUGAGAGAUAUAUUGAUCGCCAUUGGAGUCAUUCUGUUUGCAGCCUGUAUCCCAUUGGCUCUUGUUCUUCGUAGGUACUACAAAGCAAAGAACAAGUUACGAGCAUCAAGACGCGCUUACCAAACUGAACACGAGCUCGUGGAGAGAAUGUCUUCGGCGCAUUUUACGAACCCAGCUUCCAGAUCUGAGAAAGGAGUACCUGUGAAACUCCACGGUGGAGGAACUGCCCCUCCCCCUAUCAGCCCGCGUCCUAUCAUAUCAUUACCCACUGGAACUGGACCUGAAAACGAUAUCUAUGCAGAAUAUGUCUAUAUAGAUGGUCCUAGAGCAAACCGCCCAUCUGUCGGUAACCGUCCUGCUGCUGGCAAGGGAACAACCGGAAGUACCGAUUACGGAGAAUACAUUUACGUUGUAGAUGCAUUCGGCAACGGCGGAAAUGGAAUCGGCGGCGGUCCACCUGUACCGAUGGCAGUUGGUCCGCUUCCAUCUGCCCCACCACCAACCGCAGGGGAAUACAUCUACUUUGACCAAUCCUUGUCCGCUGGGGUUACAGUGAACCCUGGUCAGUACGUGGAACAACCAACGAAGCCGGUGCCACCUGUAGCAAGCGUUCGGCCGCUUCCUCUCGAGCCACCGUCUUCGCAUCUUGAUACCAUCGACAAGGAGAAUGAAAAUGUGUAUGAAGAAUUACCAGAAGGUGGCCAAGGUGAUCUUUCAAAGCCAAAGUUGGUUAAUGACACUGAUAUCGAACUCGACAAUGACUUGUACUUGAAACCUCAAAACACUGUUUAUUAAUUUACAGCUAAUCCUAAAUAUUUAAAUAAGAACUCUAUUUUUUCUUCAUUUACUAGAUUUUAAUAUGUCAUAUACGAUCCACCCAAUUAGGAAAUCUAAAUAUUCUUCGUUUUCUGGAAACACAUACAGAUGUAAUUUAUUACAUCUUUAUUGACGGCCCGUCUUUGAUAUUACGACAUCUUAAUGCUCAUCGUUAUAAAUAAUUACUAGAAACACAUAAAAAUGUAAUUUAUUAUAUUUUAAUUGACGACCCAUCCUUGAUAAUAGGAGACCUUAAUUUUUUUCGUCAUAAUUGCUUACUAGAAUCACGUAGAGACAAAUGUAAUUCAAUGAAAUCUAAAUUCUGAUCUGUCCUAGACAAUAGGAAAUCUGAAUUCUCUUGACUAGAUACACAUACAAACUUGUGAUUUAAGGCCAUCCUCGUUAAAGGAGAAUGAAACCUUUGGAACAAGAAAGCUUGUGUGAAAAGAGAUAAAUCAAAGAAACAGAUCAACGAAAGUUUGAGCAAAAUCGGAAAAAUAAUGAGAAAAUUAUGAGCAUUUGAAUACUGCGAUCACUAAUGUUAUGGAUAUCCUCACAUUGGCAAUGCGACAAAGAUGUGUGAUGUCACUUGUUAACAACUCUCCCCAUUACUUUAGUAUAUAUUUCACUUAAACUGCCUCUUUUAUCACAUCUAUCAGUAGAUCAUGCGUUCUUUUUAUAGGAGAGCAUGAAAAACAGAUUUUUAAAGAAUACAUCAUGGAUAAAGAGUUUGUAUCACCAUAAGAAAAAGCAAAAAGUUACAUUUUGGGGGUAUUUUAUAGUCCAUCAAAGGGAAAGUUGUUCACCUGUGACAUCACACAUCCUUGUCGCAUUACCAAUGGGAGGAUCUCCAUGGCAUUAGUGAUUGCAAUAUUCAAAUGCUCAUAACUUUCUUACUAUUUGUCCGAUUUUUCUCAAACUUUCUUUGUUCUUAUUCUUUGAUUUUUCUGUUUUGACACAAGCCUACUUGUUCCAAAGGUUUCAUUCCCCUUUAAUAAGAAAUGUAAAUUUUCUUCGCUAUAAUUACUUACUAGAAGUACAUACAAAUGUAAUUUAAUUUGACAUGUUUGAUGUAAUGUACGGCCGCUUCAAUGUAUUAGGAACUCGUCAAAAUUAGGUGUUUUUUUUCGUUGUAAAUACUUACUACAAGUACAAACAAAUGUUAUUUAUUGUAAAUGUAAUAUGAUAAUGAAUCUAAAUUUUCAUCGUAAUCAUUACUUUCUAACUUUCUAGAAACAUAUAUGUAUAAAUCUAGUCACAAUCACAUGUGAUUCAAGAGUAUAUGAAAUAAUUAUCUUUGUUAGGUGAACUUGAAUAUUCUGAACCAACUGUAGGUUAUUUUAACAACACAAACAACAAAUAUAAUCAACUUUUAAUCGGACGUCAGUAUAAACACUUUCGAUAAUUAAAAUGAAACAGUUUAGCUUCAUUAGUUUUAAACGUUUAAGCAUAAAUCAUUUCUUUAGAUUACAUGAGCAGAAACCAUGGCAAAGGAGAUGAAAAUAUAUUUCCAUGUUUUAUUUUACUGUCAAUUAUCAAAUGCUUUCUCUUGUUGAGUAUAUAUAAUAUCUUAUCUAUUCUGUUUAUAUUCUAAGGAUUUAAACUGAUAACACAUAUUAGUUAUUUAUAAUAUUAAUAAUGUUAUAUUAGUAGUAGUAUCAUCUUGUUUGCUCAAUAUACGAUUUACA